Suillus subaureus is the source of this 1608-nucleotide messenger RNA. Its product is annotated as major facilitator superfamily domain-containing protein. Bases 1 to 1608 code for a protein of 535 amino acids. Gene Ontology annotation, molecular function: transmembrane transporter activity. The record is from RefSeq and is a predicted model, not a curated record. Lineage: Eukaryota; Fungi; Basidiomycota; Agaricomycetes; Boletales; Suillaceae. Gene Ontology annotation, biological process: transmembrane transport. The transcript is spliced from 15 exons.
AUGUAUGGGCUUUAUGGUGUAAUAGGUGAGGCAUCGCGGUCCACAACAUGGAAAGACCCUGAUACCCUAACGUUCGCUACUAUUAUAGAUCCUGUCCCGUCGACAGUUAAAAGCCCAUCCAACUUCCGUUCGAAAGACCAAGUUCUAAUGAUAAUGGGUGAUACCGGUAAACACAUCAGCUCGGCUUCGCGUAUAGCUCAUGUUCCACAGGAGCAAGAGUUGAUACUUAUUCAAUUUCACGAAGGGGACCCACGGGACCCAAUAAAUUUCUCUUAUCCGCAGAAGUGGGCCAUCACUCUGUUAUGUUGUGCAUUCGGUGGAAUCACAGCAGCUGCAUCGUCAUCAUAUUCGAUCAGUUAUGAGUCAAUGAUGAAGGACCUAAAUUGUACUCGACUUCAGGCGACUUUGGGACUGAGCUUGUACGCGAUAGGUUUCGGGAUUGUCCCUUUGAUCUCUUCGUCAUUCAGUGAGGAGUGCGGCAGACGACCUGUUUACAUCAUGUCGUCUGCUUUGUUUUUUCUCGCUGAAGUUAUGAAUGCAUUGGCACCAAACAUACAAACUGUAGUUGUGUCGCGUGCACUACAAGGGGUGUUUGCUGCAUGUGGUGCAUCGUUGAUUGGAGGUAGCAUUGCCGAUAUAUGGCAGCCACACGAGCGCGGACUGCCAAUGUCUCUGUUUGCAUUCUCAUCACUAUUCUCUUUCGGCCUCGGGUCAGCGUUUGGAGGGCUCAUUUCUGCCAGUCCGCACCUCGGAUGGCGGUGGGUGCAAUGGGUACAUGCCAUAUUCACUGGGGCAUUUGUGCUUAGCGUCAUCUUAGUGAUGAGCGAAACUCGUUCUUCAAUUAUUCUAGCCCAGAUUGCGAAGGACACCAGAAAGACAACUGGUGACCCCAGGUAUCGGUCCAGCGCUGAAAUUGGCCAACCAAGCAUGUCAUCUCUCAUUAAGACGUCGUGCACGCGGCCAUUGUAUCUUCUUUUCACAGAACCUGUUGUGCAAUGCUUUAGCCUUUGGAUCGGCUUCGUUUGGGGGGUUGUGUAUUGCUUGUUCGAUGUCGGAGCUAUCAUAGGUUUUUUGGCGAACAUGUAUCAGGAAACCUUGUACCGAAAAUACUUUCCGACAAAGGGUCAAGAAGCACGGUUAUACAUGCCAUGCGUCGCCGCUGUUGUCCUUCCCGUUUCGAUGCUCAUCUACGCAUGGACGGCAUCACCCAACAUUCCUUGGAUUGCGCCUCUGAUCGGGUUGACUGCAUUUAUGUCUGGCGUCCUCGUAAUAUUUCAAGUUUCAUGUUUGUAUCUCGCAGACUGCUAUGGUCCAUAUACCUCCUCGGCUCAGGCGGGACAGAGCCUGGCUCGAACCAAAGGAAACAUAAUGGCAUUGAUGUUCCCACUCUUCACACAGCAGAUGUUCGCUGGUAUGACAUAUAAGUGGGGACUGACACUCUGGGCACUGCUAUCGGUAGUGAUGGCACCAAUUCCAUGGAUCUUUUUCUUCCAUGGUUCAAAAAUUCGCUCUCGCAGUAAGGUCUCUCGCAAGAUUCUCGAGGCUGAACGGGGUGGCGACACAACUGUUGUUUCGAGUCCCACUGAGGAAAAAAGCAUGCAAGUGUGA